Messenger RNA from Pocillopora verrucosa, 1014 nucleotides. RefSeq names its product melanopsin-A-like. The record is from RefSeq and is a predicted model, not a curated record. Gene Ontology annotation, cellular component: plasma membrane. Gene Ontology annotation, molecular function: G protein-coupled photoreceptor activity. NCBI's taxonomy places the organism in Eukaryota, Metazoa, Cnidaria, Anthozoa, Scleractinia, Pocilloporidae. Gene Ontology annotation, biological process: phototransduction; G protein-coupled receptor signaling pathway; cellular response to light stimulus.
AUGUUUCAGCCACCUUCGCAGAACUCUGUUGCGCGCUCCAGAACUGAAAUUGGUGUCGAAGUCUCUUUGGCAAUUCUCGUUUGCCUCUCAGCCACGUUGGGUAACCUGCUCGUUGUGUAUGUCAUUCAUAGAGACUCCAGGCUUCAGAACGUUACCAACACCUUUAUUCAUAGUUUGGCAUUGACUGAUAUCGCUAUGGCCACAAUAUACAUGCCAUUCUGGAUAGCGAGCCUGUUUGCGGGAACUUGGAUCUUCAGUCAAAGGUGGUGUGAGGUGACAGGAUCGAUAAUGUCAAUAUUGGCUCAUACCUCCAUAUUAACACUAGGAUUGAUAGCGUUUAACCGAUACAUCAAAGUCGUAAAACCCACCCUGUACAGAAAAGUAUUUCCCAGUAAAAAGGCAGCUAAGCUUUAUUGCGCUUUCGUUUGGCUGGUUUCCAUUCUUCUCGCCAUACCUUUUCUUGGGGGAUGGGUGGGGAUAUCAUAUCGCACUAAACUGGGUAUUUGCACCGUAGAGUCCAAGACAUACACAAAAGGCGUUGUGGGAGUGUUUAUGAACGGAGUUAUGAUUCUAAUAUUCUACUGCUACUUCAAAAUCUACAAAGCUGUGAAGGGAAGCACAGCAAAUAUAAACAGGCAUGCUAAAGGAAAUGGAGUCGUCACUUCAAAUGAUCACCCCGCUAACCGUUUCAAUAAUACUAACGUAAAAGUUCUAAAGACAUGCUUUGCUGUGGCUUGUUUCUUUGUCAUUACAUGGUGUCCAGUCUCCAUCGUCGCUGUCACAGGGACUUCAAGGUUUGAUGUUGAUCAAAAGAUCUACACUGCAAGUGUUUUCUUGAUGUUCUCGAGCAGUCUGGUAAAUCCGUUUAUCUUCGGCUUUAUGAAUCCGCAGUUUAAACUGGUUUUUAAGAAGGUACUUAAAUGCGGUGGCCAUAGAAAUGGAAACAUAGAUCUGAAUCAAACUGGGAAUGGAGUAAGAGACGGGCUAGCAGAAGAAUUAAAAAUCGCCGCAUAG